AUGAAUGUUCUGAUGAACAAGAUCCUGAUGGUUUUGGUUUCUACCGGUCCAAGAAAGACUCUUGAGUUUGGAAUUGGAGCUAUUGGGAUUGAAGAAUUUUUCAAUGUGAUUGUCACAGUAGAGGAUGUACAUAGGGGAAAGCCUAAUCCUGAAAUGUUCAUGUAUGCAGCUCAGCUUCUCAACUUCAUACCAGAGCAGUGCAUCGUGUUUGGAAAUUCCAACUCGAAAGUGGAGGCUGCACAUGAUGCUUGUAUGAAGUGUGUAGUUGUUGCAAGCAAACAUCCCUUGUAUGAACUUCGAGCUGCAAACUUGGUUGUGAGGUACCUUGAUGAACUCUUUGUGGUUGACCUGAAGAACCUAGCUAAUAUUGAAUUAGCUGAAUUUGGGUCCGAAGAAGAAGAGGCUGAGAUGAAGGAAGAAGGUGAUGAUCCUUAUCCUUCUACAUCAGUGGCAAUUGAUGAUUUAUGGUAA
Nelumbo nucifera (sacred lotus) is the source of this 471-nucleotide messenger RNA. The record is from RefSeq and is a predicted model, not a curated record. NCBI's taxonomy places the organism in Eukaryota, Viridiplantae, Streptophyta, Magnoliopsida, Proteales, Nelumbonaceae.